Molecule: messenger RNA, 1145 nt
Organism: Cuscuta epithymum
Lineage: Eukaryota; Viridiplantae; Streptophyta; Magnoliopsida; Solanales; Convolvulaceae
Source: the annotation of a GenBank genome assembly
CGGUUACCGCCGGCACUCCAUGGACGAUGAUUCUGCCGCUGCUGCUGCCGUGGCUGCCCUGCUUGAUUUUCUUAACGCGGGUAUAUCUCUGAGUGAGGUUUGGGAGAUAUUUAAAGCCUCCGAUCCGAGAUUCACUGAGUUAGCCGAUCAUUUGGGAGGGGCCAGAGUGCUCAGGCAGGACCCACUCGAGUGCCUAAUCCAGUUCAUUUGCUCUUCUAAUAACAACAUCAAGAGAAUCACAUUAAUGGUUGAUUUCAUUUCUUCAUUGGGGAAUUAUUUAGGGACUGUUGGAGGCCUUAAAUUUUAUGAAUUCCCGUCCUUGGACCGGCUGUCACAGGUUUCGGAAGCUGAGCUCCGGGAGGCUGGUUUUGGUUAUAGGGCAAAAUAUAUAACUGGUACUGUUAGGGAGUUGCAAUCAAAACCAGGGGGAGGUUAUCAGUGGCUUGCAUCACUUAGAGGGAGAGAUCUUAAUGAGGCUGUUGAUGAUCUUUGUACUCUACCUGGUGUCGGCCCCAAGGUGGCAGCUUGCGUUGCUCUAUUUGCAUUGGAUCAACAUCAUGCCAUUCCUGUUGAUACUCAUGUCUGGCAGAUUGCAACUAGGUACCUGACCCCUGAGCUAGCAGGCGCCAGUUUGACACCUAAACUGUGCACUCGGGUGGCAGAGGCUUUCGUGGAUAAAUAUGGGAAAUAUGCAGGCUGGGCUCAAACUCUUCUUUUCAUUUCAGAACUCCCAACACAGAAAGCUCUGUUGCCGAUCUCUUUUCAAAACGAAAUGCAUUCCAAUAAACCGAAGAAAAGAAGAAUGAGCGGAAAUAAGAAGAUGCCUACGAGUACUACUCCUACUCCUUGCAGCUAGUGUUUGCAGUGUAUAUAUGUGCAACUCCUAUACAUACUCAAUCGUCUGGUUCAUUAUUCUUAAUUAGAGAGUUGUAAAUUCAAAAAACCACAAAAGUAAUCGGCGAGUUAGUGGUUCAAUUGAUAUUUAUUGUGGAACACACUCGCACACAACCGUUCGCCAUUACUGAGUUAUUUUUUUGCAAAAACACACGUAAUAUGAAACCAUGUCAAAUACUCCGUAUCAUCUUUGAAGGCAAAAACGGUUGAAUGAAAUGGUGUAUGUUUCAAGAAAAUAAAUACUAACAUCA